Molecule: messenger RNA, 480 nt
Organism: Penicillium oxalicum
Lineage: Eukaryota; Fungi; Ascomycota; Eurotiomycetes; Eurotiales; Aspergillaceae
Gene: skpA
Product: SCF ubiquitin ligase subunit skpA
Exons: 4
Coding region: 1-480 (159 amino acids)
Biological process (GO): mitotic cell cycle; SCF-dependent proteasomal ubiquitin-dependent protein catabolic process
Cellular component (GO): nucleus; cytoplasm
Molecular function (GO): cullin family protein binding
Source: RefSeq, a predicted model, not a curated record
AUGUCUUCUCAAAUCACCUUGACUAGCAGCGAUGGUGUUGAUAUCACCCUUGACCGCGCUGUUGCUGAGCGCUCGAUCCUGAUCAAGAACAUGCUUGAGGACCUCGGUGACUGCGGCGAGGCCAUUCCCAUCCCCAACGUCAACGAGGCCGUUCUUAAGAAGGUUAUUGAGUGGUGCGAGCACCACAAGAACGACCCCGUUACCGCUGCCGACGAUGAUGACAACCGCCGCAAGACCACCGACAUCGACGAGUGGGAUCAGAAGUUCAUGCAGGUUGACCAGGAGAUGCUGUUCGAGAUCAUUCUCGCGGCCAACUACCUCGACAUCAAGGCCCUCCUUGACGUCGGCUGCAAGACCGUCGCAAACAUGAUCAAGGGCAAGUCUCCUGAGGAGAUCCGGAAGACUUUCAACAUCCAGAAUGACUUCACGCCCGAGGAGGAGGACCAGAUUCGUCGUGAGAACGAGUGGGCCGAGGAGUAA